This is a messenger RNA of Schistosoma turkestanicum, 1113 nucleotides long. The record is from the annotation of a GenBank genome assembly. Lineage: Eukaryota; Metazoa; Platyhelminthes; Trematoda; Strigeidida; Schistosomatidae.
AUUACAUUGCCAUCUGUUCCAGUUCAUUUAAACGCAAUCGGAUCCUAUGAUAUUGACUAUCAUAUUUUAGUAACAUGUCGUAAUGGAAUAAUUUAUUCCAUAAAACGUGGAGAAAUCAAUGCUAAAGUUUAUGUUGAUACUGGAUCACAGAUUAUCGGUUUUGUUCGUACAGAUAAAGCUGUUAUAGUCGCUUGUAUGGAUCAAACUGUCAAAGGGUUCUCACUAGAGGGUCGACCAAUUUGGAGAGUAAGACAUUCCUGUGAAAUUUUAACCAUCACUCCAAUGAAUUUUAUCAGUUCAAAUAAUAGAAAUCAUGAAAUUUAUUAUAUUUUAUGUUUAUCUGAUGGUUCAGUACAGAUUUAUUGUGAUCAACAUUUAUGUGACCGAUGUAUUACAUGGAUUCCUUCGAUCCAGAAUACUAAUACUGAAAAUAAUCACAGUAAUUCUUCAAAUAAUCUAACAUCUGGUGAUUCAAAUGCUAUAAAAUUGACAGACACUGAACAGAAUAACAAUCAAUCACGUAAACUAAUUGGUUAUCACUUGGCGAAACCUGAUCCAAUUGUUGCUUGCUGUUUCGGGAAAUACGACAGAGAAAUCAAUACACUCAUACUUGUAUCUCAAAAUGGACAUAUGUUAAUCUUAAUUGUUAAACGUUCAGCUAAUUUUAUUCCCAUGGAUGUGAUUUCCUCUCGUACAAUGAAUAAACUUGAUAAUUUGAACAUUCCUAAGAAAUCGAGUUUAUUUAUGGAUUUAACUACUCGUGAACAGUUGAAUGCACCUCAAAUGUAUCGUAAAUUUAUGAAUGAUUUAAGCUUUAUGAGGCGAUCAAUUUCAUCCACCUUUCUUAAUAUGUUAGAAAAUCAUUCUAAUCCUAUUCCAAUAUCUGGUUAUGGUGAACAAAUUAAAUUAAAUGUACAGAUUCAUGGUCUUGGGCCUAAAUAUACUUUGAUUUGUGAGAUAGUGCAAAUAAAAUCUAAUACAAUGUCAACUUUGCAUGAUUUGUAUAUUUUAAUUUUGUUCAAUGCUUCAAUUUAUUAUGUGAAUCCAGUUUUAAUUCCAGUAAGUGGGAUUUUUGUUCAUUUAGUUACAGUUGGAUUUCAAAUAGGUUUUUAA